AUGUCAGUACCCGGCAACAUCAACACGGCGCCGCCGCCUUCUUCAUUCGACGGCAACGAGGAUUUCUACGAAGAGUCUAGACUCGCCAAAUUCAGGAGAAAGUUGCUGGAGGAACCGCUGAUUCCACUGGGAUGCGCGUUGACAUGUUGGGCUCUGUUCGAGGCUACUCGCUCGAUUAAAUCCGGUGACAGAUAUAGGACGAACCGCAUGUUCCGCCGUCGUAUCUACGCACAAGGUUUCACUCUGCUGGCCAUGAUUGCCGGAUCGGCAUACUGGGAGGGCGAUAGGAAGAAGCGCAAGCAGUACGAUGGUUUGGUGGAGGAGAAAAAGACGAAGGAGAAGCAUGAGGCAUGGUUGAGGGAGUUGGAGAUCCGUGAUGAGGAGGAGCAGGAGCUGAGGAAGAUGAGGAAUCGCUUGAUGCAGAGCAAGACUGCCGAGAGGAUGAACCUGACCGAAGCAGAGAAGAGGUCGAUCGAGAAUAAGCAGAAACAAGAGGCCGGGCAGCCGAAGGGUGGUUUUGGUGAGGUACGGAGCGUACUUGAAGACAGUGAGAGCAAAGGUCAAGGGCGAAUUUUCGCCGCCGCUCAGGAGCUAUGGCGUGGACGAAGGUAGACAGGCUGUUCAAUAGGAAUUUAACAGGAAUUCCACUUG
This is a messenger RNA of Zymoseptoria tritici IPO323, 651 nucleotides long. RefSeq lists its product as uncharacterized. Bases 1 to 612 code for a protein of 203 amino acids. The transcript is spliced from 2 exons. The record is from RefSeq and is a predicted model, not a curated record. Gene Ontology annotation, biological process: mitochondrial respirasome assembly. Gene Ontology annotation, cellular component: mitochondrion. Lineage: Eukaryota; Fungi; Ascomycota; Dothideomycetes; Mycosphaerellales; Mycosphaerellaceae.